Messenger RNA from Neltuma alba, 1199 nucleotides. Its product is annotated as meiotic recombination protein SPO11-2. Gene Ontology annotation, molecular function: DNA binding; DNA topoisomerase type II (double strand cut, ATP-hydrolyzing) activity; ATP binding. NCBI's taxonomy places the organism in Eukaryota, Viridiplantae, Streptophyta, Magnoliopsida, Fabales, Fabaceae. The coding region runs from base 4 to 1152 and encodes 382 amino acids. Gene Ontology annotation, biological process: reciprocal meiotic recombination; meiotic DNA double-strand break formation; meiotic DNA double-strand break processing. Gene Ontology annotation, cellular component: nuclear chromosome. The transcript is spliced from 11 exons. The record is from RefSeq and is a predicted model, not a curated record.
AGUAUGGAAGAUCUUCGGAGCUCGACGUUGAGGUUCUUCUCCGAUCAAGAGCUCUGCUACGCGGAUAUCCUCUCUCCUGCUCAGGCCCUAGCAAGAAUCGAAGUAUCAGUGCUCAAUUUUCUCAAAAUAUUGAAUGCGUCUAAUCCUGCUAUCUCAGAUUUGCCUCUGAUCGAGAGAAAGCCGAGUAAUAGCAGAGCAAGUCAUGGCGUGUUGACAGAAUUAUCAUCAAUAUUCCUCUCCCAUUCCGUUUCUACAAGGUCUUUGAUGAGAUCUAACGCAGUAAGGGCCUUCGUUAGGGUGUGGAAGGUAAUGGAAAUGUGCUAUCAGAUAUUGCUUCAGGAAAAGCGUGUAACCCAGAGGGAGCUUUACUACAAGUUGCUUUGUGAUUCGCCAGAUCUUUUCCCCUCUCAAACGGAUGUCAACAGGUCAAUCCAAGAUGUUGUAGCAUUGCUUCGGUGCAGCCGAUACAGUCUUGGAAUCAUGGCAUCGAGUCGAGGACUCAUAGCAGGCCGCCUGAUUUUGCAGGAACCAGGCAAAGAGACUGUGGAUUGCUCUGUAUCUGGAUCUUCAGGACAUGCGAUUUCCGGUGACCUGAAUUUGUUACAGAACUUGGUUUUAAAGACGGAUGCACGGUACCUUAUAGUUGUAGAGAAGCAUGCGAUAUUUCAGCGGCUUGCAGAGGAUCGUAUUUUUCAUCAAAUUCCAAGCAUUCUUGUCACUGCCAAAGGUUACCCGGAUAUCGCUACUAGAUUUCUUCUUCAUCGACUCAGCCUAGCUUUUCCUGAUUUGCCAAUUCUAGCUUUGGUAGACUGGAAUCCGGCUGGAUUAGCCAUUCUAUGCACCUUCAAAUUUGGGAGCGUAGGAAUGGGCCUAGAGGCGUACAGAUAUGCUUGCAACGUGAAGUGGUUGGGAUUGCGAGCGAAUGAUUUACACAUGCUGCCUGAACAAUCUCUGGUUCCAUUUAAGCCAAAGGACUUGCAAAUUGCUAAAAGCUUGAUGUCCUCAGAAAUCUUGCAGGUGAAUUACAGGGAAGAAUUGGCUUUAAUGGUUCAGCGCGGCAGGAGAGCCGAAAUCGAGGCCUUGCACUUUCAUGGAUACGACUUUUUGGGGAAGUACCUGGCCAAAAAGAUAGUACAGUCUGAUUAUAUAUGAUUGUACUGUACCUGAAUCUCAUGUUGAUAACCAAAAAAGACAAGACA